Molecule: messenger RNA, 1144 nt
Organism: Emericellopsis atlantica
Lineage: Eukaryota; Fungi; Ascomycota; Sordariomycetes; Hypocreales; Bionectriaceae
Exons: 3
Coding region: 205-798 (197 amino acids)
Source: RefSeq, a predicted model, not a curated record
CCCACCCCCUCCCACAUCACAAUCACCAUCACCUGUCCGCAAGGCCACUUCUCUACACUACCUCCAUGAGUACAAGAAAGUUCCCCGUCCAGCUCGAUGAGCCUUGGGCUGUGCUCCUUGAGUACCCUCCCGAGGUUGUCAUCCAAACGAUCUCCAUCAGAGAGCAGUUCAUCGACAUCAACGCCGUCGAUGUUCAAAACAUGAAUGAAGAGAGGUUCCGCGUUUGGAUGUUGUCAAUCGUCCGGAACACUACUUGAAUCCUCGAACCGGACCCACGAGCCAGGGCGCUGCUUCCGACCAGCCCUGGCCUCGUCCCCCCAGCCCGGCGCCCUCACCAGGCUGCCCGUCGUGAAGAAACACGAGCUGCCUCAGACCUAUGGUGCCGUGCCAGCAUACCGCGAAGAAUUCUACGCCAGGUGGUGCCAGGCACUGAUGUCAAACUCCUCGUCGGAGACCUACAUCCGAGAUGUCAGCCGUCGCGCACGCCCGGGAAAUGCUCCUCGACGCGUGUUGGACGCUCUGCCAAGCAACCGCAAUGACUGCGCUUCCCGCCUCUUCCCUCUGAUCUACGACGAAGCCUGCUCCCCAGAAUUGGGUGGCAUGCUCCCGACGGGAUGGAGAGUUGGCUGGAUGACGGCAGAGCUUGCAGUCGGUCCUAGGUUUUGUGGCUUUUGCUGGAUUGUUCUCCCGCUGUGCAACAAGGACUGGCGCGAACGAUGCCCGCUCGCCUGGAUCCUGCUCGAUGAGUACCUUGAGUUCAACCAAUGCGUUCACUUGUUUUGGUCAAGCUCCUACUGAUGGGCGAUCUCCUUCCCUCCUCGUUCGAAACAACAGCAACUGCCCUCGAAGAAGGACAGCUGGCGCAAUUUCCGAAUAGCGCUGGCUCGUCCUCAAUGUCGGGCAUUUUGGUGUGGGGACCUUGGAGUGCGGCGGACCACGAUGAAAGGGGACAUUGGCAAGGGACUGUUUUGAUAUGGGAGGCAAGGCACUGGCAUCUCCUUCACAGCCGUGAAGCCAAGAUAAUUGAAUCUAUCAUCAUACAAAGAUAGCUUGUGUCUAGCAAUAUAUGAGAGAGAGGUUCCAAACGCUGCACACGGGACAGUCAACAAGUUCCCGAACCUGGCCUAGCGCAACCAAGAUCCAG